Molecule: messenger RNA, 351 nt
Organism: Colletotrichum tamarilloi
Lineage: Eukaryota; Fungi; Ascomycota; Sordariomycetes; Glomerellales; Glomerellaceae
Exons: 2
Coding region: 1-351 (116 amino acids)
Source: RefSeq, a predicted model, not a curated record
AUGUGCAGCUGUCCCGAUGCGGUCGCUGAUGGUCACGACUUAUUGCCUGGUACGCUGCGGACCGCGUCUCAUGGUGGCUCAGGUGUCGUUUCUACGAUGCAACGGCUGCUUGCAUCGACAAGCCACCCAGCACGGCGGGCAUCUGUAGCGAAAAGUUGUUUUGCUACGCCUCUCUUACGCCGCCGGCUCACCGACGUCCCCCUCCCACCAUGUCUGACAAUCCUCCGCCUUACUGCUUUCUUCACCUCGUGCAGCCUGCAGAUGUACUCCAGCGUCACGGGAUCCGUUUCUGCUGAUUACGCUAAUGAUCUUGUUCUAGCUGGCGCUAUUGCCCUGGCCGCCUGUUGCUAA